Molecule: messenger RNA, 3814 nt
Organism: Mycena citricolor
Lineage: Eukaryota; Fungi; Basidiomycota; Agaricomycetes; Agaricales; Mycenaceae
Source: the annotation of a GenBank genome assembly
GGCACAUUCCCAUUCCCCUUCCAUGGCAUCCACGAGUUAUGUCUGCGAUACUAUCCCUCCUCCUCGUCUUGCGGACCCCGACCGACCGCUGCACGCUAUCACUGAAGAGACUGACCCUGACCUGCACUCGGAAAGCCGGCCCCAAGCAGCUUGGCCCGGGCCGCCGUCGAGGAAGUUAUGCGUUCGACACCAAAGGAUGGCAGACGAAGGAACGAGCCUGAAGUUACAGCAGUCUCUCGACGCGCUACCGGUUGAGGAGCGAGAAACCGUCAGCAACAUAUGGUCCACAUUCUCCUCGUCCUCACACCCUCGCCGAGAGCUCAUUCUCCAUGGGCUGCUGACCAUGUGUUGUUUCUCGCAACUUUCGCUGCUGAGUGAACAACUGGCUCAUAUCAUUCGCAUCGACCCCUUCGCUAUCUUUCCCCGUGAAGUUUCGCUCAAGAUUUUGGGAUACCUCGAUGCUACGUCACUGUGUCGAGCUGCUCAAGUCACAAGGAAGUGGAAAUGUCUGGCGGACGACGACAUUCUCUGGCGCGGCAUCUGCGAGCAGCAUAUCGGGCAGAAGUGCCACAAGUGCGGAUGGGGCCUUCCCCUGCUGGAAAAGAAGCGGAUUUACAGCAAGUCGCAGUCGCCCGCACCGACAGGGGAUGAUGGGCCUACUUCUCAGAAGCGACCGAGUGACGAAGCGUCAUGCAGUAGCCCUCGGCCACUGAAGCGGCAGCGCUCAGAUCCGGCGACAGUCGUUGAGGAGGAAGACGCGGGCUCUCUGUUGGAUUGGUCACUGGGACCAAGGGUGGAAUCGGCCACACGACCAUGGAAGGAUGUCUACAGCGAAAGGCUGACGAUCGAGCGCAACUGGCGCAGGGGACGAUAUACCACCCGGGUGCUCAAAGGCCACACGGACGGUGUGAUGUGUCUGCAGUUCAAUGAAGCGCUAUCUAAUCCCGACUUCCCCGUCCUCAUCACCGGUUCGUACGACCGGACUGCUCGCGUCUGGAAUCUCGAGACGGGGGCUGAGCUCCACUGUCUGAAAGGCCACACUCGGGCCGUCCGAGCUCUGCAGUUUGAUCAAGUGAAGCUGAUAACGGGAAGCAUGGAUCACACCCUCAAAGUUUGGGACUGGCGACGGGGAAAAUGCAUCCGCACGCUGUCUGGUCACUCGGAGGGCAUCGUGUGCCUUAACUUUGACUCGAAUGUGCUUGCCAGUGGCAGUGUUGACUCGACCAUCAAGGUCUGGAAUCUGCGGACCGGGGGAGCUUUCACAUUGCGGGGACACGGCGAUUGGGUCAAUGCCGUGCAGCUCUGGGAUUCGACUGGCUCGCAGACUACCUCGCCAAUGGCGCCAGUCGCCGAAAGCUCGUCGCUGCCGCCGUCGUGUAACGGAGCUCCCCACAUCGAUCCCGGGAAGAUGCUAUUCUCCGCCUCGGACGACGGCACCAUCAGAUUAUGGGAUCUGAACUUGCGGAGUUUAGUUCGGGUGUUCACUGGCCAUGUUGGACAGGUCCAGACCAUGCGACUCAUGCUUCCCGACGAGUGCGACAGCGACGAAAAGACAGAGCCACUGCCUACGGACGAGGACGCGGAUGCCCCUUGCGACAAGGUGGUGAGCAAGAGCAAGAAGCCGCUCCUGAUCUCUGGCAGUCUUGACAACACCAUCAAAACCUGGGACAUCGACACCGGGGAGACGACCAAGACGUUCUUUGGCCACAUAGAAGGCGUCUGGUCUGUGGCGAGUGACAAGCUAAGGCUGGUCAGUGCCAGCCACGACCGCACCAUCAAGGUCUGGUCCCGCGACGAAGGAAAAUGCACUGCCACUCUCGUCGGUCACCGAGCUGCUGUCAGCUGCGUGGCAUUGGGGGAGGACAAAAUAGUUUCCGGCAGUGACGACUGGGAUGUCAUCGUCUGGGGCUUUGGAGGAUGAAUGUGAAAUACUCGAUUAUAGAAGCGUUGUAAAUCAGAUCUCGUGACACUUUCUUGCAUCCCCCAUCUCCUCAUGUCUGUGCUCUCAAACCUUGAACGCUUUGGCUCUCGGCGCUCCGGUGACACAAACUGAAUUUGACGCAUCCCGUGCACCUCCUUUUCCGGUUAUGCUUGGCGCGCCAGGACCCGGAACGAGUGUGACACAGAAAAGUCGGAGCGGAAGAAGUUGAUGCCACACGGAAAAAGACGAGCCCCAGAAACCGCAUUCUCUCCGAUCCGUCAUACGACCAUGGCCACUCCAAGAACUCUUUCGGUCGGCGCUGCAAACACAAGCCAAUUUGAUCGCGGAGACAUUGGCUUCAUCGUCACCGCGGGCAUCUUUGUGCUGUUUAUGGUCCCAGGACUGGCUUUUUUGUACUCUGGUCUGGCGCGGAGAAAGAGUGCCCUUUCGCUCAUAUGGGCGGUUUCUGGCGCAAACGCAGUCACAGUCUUCCAAUGGUUCUUCUGGGGAUACUCCCUGGCGUUCUCGUCGACCGCCACGAAUGGGUACAUUGGCAAUCUUCGUAAUUUUGGUCUGCGCAAGGUGUUGGGCGAUCCAUCGCCAGGGUCUCCACUCAUCCCAGAAUUGCUCUAUUCGUUCUUUCAGAUGGAGUUUGCGUGUGUCACAGCAGGCAUCCUGAUGGGCGGUAUCGCUGAGCGGGGUCGGCUCUUUCCGGCUAUGGUGUUCAUCUUCCUCUGGGUUACAUUGGACGCCUUUUGCCUGCUGCUUACCCGAUCUCACUUCUUCUUUCAGUGGCAUGCUGGUGAUCAGCACAGUGGCAUGUCUCGUCUUGGCACUGACUGGAUUCUCAGGGCAUGGUCCACGAACGGCUGGGCCUUCAAAUGGGGGGUGCUCGACUUUGCCGGUGGAGGACCGGUCGAAAUUGGGAGCGGCGUGGGUGGACUGGCGUUUUCCUGGGUGCUCGGCCACAGAGGAAAGCAGGAACUGCUCAAUUUCAGACCUCACAACGUGUCGAUGGUCAAUCUCGGGACCUUCAUCCUCUGGCUCGGCUGGCUUGGCUUCAACGGAGGCUCCGCAUUCGGUGCAAACUUGCGUGCAAUCAUGGCGAUCUGGAACUCGAUGCUUGCAGCCGCGUUCGGGGGGAUGACGUGGGUGCUUCUCGACUUCCGUCUCGAGCGGAGAUGGAGCAUGGUCGGCUUCUGCUCAGGGACCAUCGCCGGGCUGGUGGCCGCCACCCCGAGCAGUGGCUUUAUUCCACCUUGGGCGAGUCUUGUUGUAGGAAUCGUGGCCGGUGCCUUGUGCAAUUUCGCAACCAAAAUCAAGUUCCUAGUAGGCGUCGAUGACGCACUCGACCUCUUCGCAGAACACGCGGUCGGAGGGGUCAUAGGCUUGCUCUGCAAUGGUUUGUUUGCAUCUCAGGAAAUCAUCUCGCUCGACGACGUCAACACGGCAACACUCGGAGGCUGGCUCGACCACAACUGGAAGCAGCUUUACAUUCAAUUCGCAUACAUCGUCGCGGUCGCCAGCUACACCUUCGUCGUCACGGCCGGUCUUGCAAAAGUCAUAGACAUGUCUGGCCUACGGCUCCGCAUCCGGCCCGAAGAGGAGCACAUCGGAAUCGACGAGGUCGAGGUGGGCGAGUUUGCCAAUGACUACAUCGAGAUCCGUCGCGACUUUAUGGAUGGAAUGGGCUCAUUCGACACGAAACCAUCGCCCGCAGCAGCCGGUGAUCGCCACGGGCUUCCUGACAUCGAAGAGGAGGACAGUGGAGCACCGACUUCGGAGAAGAGUACAGAAAAAGAAGACGAAUGAGUGCGCAACAUUGUCAGUGUAUUGUUAAUUAGCCUCGUUAGUGUAUCGUUCAGCAGUCCCAACCAUAAACGUAAUCCUCAA